AUGAAUACAACGAAAAGCGCCAAUACUAAGAGACUGUACAUUGGUAAUCUAGAUGAGAGCAUCAAUGAGUAUGCUAUUAUACAACUUUUCAAACCAUUUGGUAAAAUUACAUUUAUUGAAGUUAUGGUGCAUUGGACUGGUGAGAAGAAAGGACGGUCAAGAGGCUUUUGUUUCUUGGAAUAUGAAACGAAAGAGCAAGCAUUGGAAGCCAUCAGCAACUUGCACGGAAAAACGAUUAAAGGUAAAUCUUUGGUGGUAUCAUUUGCUCAUAUGACACCUGAGCAAGAUGAAGCGAAAAAACGAGGUCAAGCAUCACAUCACAAACCUACUACGCUAUCACUAUUGAAAGGCCAAAGGCUGAAAAACGCAAGCACGGAUGCAAAGAUUCGAGCCAUUGAAAAAAAAUUGGACUUACUGAAACGAUCUACGCUAUCGCCAUCGGCCUCGCCACCACCAGCAUCACAAACAACAACAAAGGCGCCCAGCAAUGCGUCUUCAAAGAGUACGUCUAAAAUUCAAAAUCGGUAUCAUCCUUAUUAA
This is a messenger RNA of Mucor velutinosus, 540 nucleotides long. It is a transcript of the gene TAH18, whose product is annotated as NAPDH-dependent diflavin reductase. The transcript is spliced from 6 exons. The coding region runs from base 1 to 540 and encodes 179 amino acids. The record is from RefSeq and is a predicted model, not a curated record. Gene Ontology annotation, cellular component: nucleus; cytoplasm. Lineage: Eukaryota; Fungi; Mucoromycota; Mucoromycetes; Mucorales; Mucoraceae. Gene Ontology annotation, molecular function: mRNA binding.